ACAAAACUGAAUCUGAAAUGUAACGUGGGAAAACACUACAGUAUCUUUACUGAAGUGCGUUUAUUUGUGUUUUUGUCUGCAAAGCGGUGGUAAUCGACUCACAAUAUAUAAGGUAUACACUAUAUAUCUACGUACAAUGAAGAGACCAUGUGAAGACACGACGUCCGACAGCGAGCUGGAUGAGAUGAUCGAUGUUGGAAGUGAGAUUAACUACGGCGGGCUGAACAGUGGCUCGGUAAUUCGUUCAAGUUCACCAACUACAUCAUCACAGAUCAUAGCGAGGAAGAAAAGGAGAGGGAUUAUAGAGAAGAGACGAAGAGACCGAAUUAACAACAGUUUGUCUGAGUUAAGACGACUUGUGCCAACUGCUUUUGAAAAACAAGGAUCUGCAAAGUUGGAAAAAGCAGAAAUAUUACAGAUGACAGUGGAUCAUUUGAAGAUGCUGCAGGCAACAGGAGGUAAAGGUUAUUUUGAUGCCCAUGCACUGGCAAUGGAUUUCAUAAGCAUCGGUUACCGAGAAUGCUUAGGGGAAGUCGCUCGGUACCUGAGUUCUGUAGAGGGGAUGGAUGCCACAGAUCCCUUGAGAGUUCGGCUAGUCUCUCAUCUCAGCACCUGUGCCAGUCAGAGAGAAGCAGCUGCAAUGACAUCCUCCAUAACUCACCAGCAUCAUCCUUUGCAUCCUCAUCAGUGGACAGCAGCCUUUCAUCAUCUCCCUGCAGCAUUGCUACAGCACAGUGGACUUCCUCCUUCAGAGAACACUCCCAGCAGGCUUUCAGCAUCUGAUAUGCCUCCACCUCCAUCACAUGGUUCUGCUCUUCUCACUGCGACAUUUGCUCACUGCACUGACUCUGCACUCAGAGUGCCUUCUGCUGGUAGUGUUGCACCCUGUAUUCCACCAAUAUCUACCUCUCUUCUCUCACUCUCUGCUACAGUGCAUGCCGCAGCAGCUGCAGCUACCGCAGCUGCACACAGCUUUCCUCUGUCUUUUGCUGGUACAUUCCCAGUGCUUCCACCCAGCUCAGCAGCUACAGUGGCAGCAGCAACAGCCCUUAGCCCCACAUUACCUGCAUCAGCAGCUGGCAGCCUUCACCAGAUGAACAGUGGUGGGAACAGCAAACCAUACAGACCGUGGGGAACUGAAGUGGGAGCAUUUUAAGAACAAAAAUCUUUCACUGCCUGUGUUAUGAAUCAAACUGACAACUUUGAGUUCUUUACUUUUAAAUCAAACUCUUUAUGAAGUUCUGCACAAAUAAGCAUGAGAAUGAAAUACGGGAAAGCUCAUUUCACUUUUCAAAAACCAUAAGGCGUGCCAUUACUAAGAUGCUGGCAAGAACCUCAUUUACCUAUUCUUUGGUGUUAAUUUGCAUAAUUUAAAUUCUGUAGACCAUAUAACUCAUUGUAUUUCUUAUUAAAGACCUGCUGGACAAA
Messenger RNA from Protopterus annectens (West African lungfish), 1428 nucleotides. RefSeq names its product hes related family bHLH transcription factor with YRPW motif 2 (gene HEY2). The record is from RefSeq and is a predicted model, not a curated record. Gene Ontology annotation, biological process: regulation of neurogenesis; regulation of transcription by RNA polymerase II; circulatory system development. Gene Ontology annotation, cellular component: nucleus. NCBI's taxonomy places the organism in Eukaryota, Metazoa, Chordata, Ceratodontiformes, Protopteridae. The transcript is spliced from 5 exons. Gene Ontology annotation, molecular function: protein dimerization activity; DNA-binding transcription factor activity, RNA polymerase II-specific; RNA polymerase II cis-regulatory region sequence-specific DNA binding. Bases 137 to 1156 code for a protein of 339 amino acids.